CUUCCGGCCACUCUCCCGGUCGAAGUCUGUCUGCCGCGCAGCGAGGAGGCGCGACCCGCGAGGACUUACCCUGUGUGAACCGCCGGGAAGCUCCUCGAGUUGAACACCUUCGUCCGAUUAAACUCCUGGUCGUUUGAAUGGAAGCGGACGGCUUCUUGUCUCGGCGAACGUCCGUGGAAACACCGGGCGUCGACAGCCGGAUAGCAGGCGCUGCCGCCGCCGAGGCACAGUUUCGAUGGCUUGGCGGCAGGUUCAUGGAAGCCACCGGGGGAUUUGUAGGCACUCUUUCACCAAGAAUGCCAGGGGAACCGGACUUUUCUGCGGUGUUGCACCGAGCAACGGUAGAGAGCCCUGCACCUGUCGAGGAGCCAGAAAUAGACUAUGAAGGACUGCCUCACGAAGCAGCCACCAGCACUCACAUGCUGGCAGGAGCCGUGGCUGGAAUCAUGGAACACUGCCUAAUGUAUCCCAUCGAUUGUGUCAAGACCCGUAUGCAGAGUUUGCAUCCUGAACCAGGAGCACGCUACAGGAAUGUGAUGGAUGCCCUGCGACAGAUCGUGCGGACUGAAGGUGUGUGGCGGCCAAUCAGAGGCGUGAACGUGCUGGCGGUUGGUGCUGGGCCCGCCCACGCGCUCUAUUUUGCCUGCUACGAGAAGAUCAGAUUUUCACUCAACGAUGCAAUUCACCCCGGGGCUAACAGCCACUUUGCUAAUGGAGUGGCAGGCUGCAUGGCCACGGUGCUGCAUGAUGCCAUCAUGAACCCAGCUGAAGUUGUGAAGCAGCGAAUGCAGAUGUACAACUCACCUUAUCGCAGUGUGUUAGAAUGUAUGGGCUCGUUACUGAGGCGCGAGGGCCCGGCUGCCUUCUACCGCAGCUACACCACCCAGCUGACCAUGAAUGUGCCCUUCCAGGCGCUCCAUUUCAUGACCUAUGAGUACCUCCAGGAGCUCCUCAACCCCCACAGACAGUACAACCCUUCCUCCCAUGUCGUGUCAGGCGCACUGGCUGGAGCUGUGGCUGCUGCAGUCACAACUCCCCUCGAUGUCUGCAAGACCCUGCUCAACACGCAGGAGGUUCAGGCCAUUCACGUGGUCCAGGCAGAGGCGGCAACUGCAGCCGGAGCAGCCGGCGCCACAGCAGCCCCCAUCAGCCGACACAUUGCUGGCCUGGGCGAGGCUUUUCGGACGGUGUACAGGAUGGGUGGCAUGCCAGCUUUCUUUAAGGGUGUCCAAGCGCGUGUCAUCUACCAGAUGCCCUCAACUGCCAUCAGCUGGUCCGUGUACGAGUUCUUCAAAUACGUCAUCACCAAGAGGCAGCACGAGAGACGUCUGCGUGGAGACCGUGAUGGAGACAAAUAAUCACCCGGCAGUUAACCCACCAUUUUGAUCAUUGGCAUCAGUAUCUCAUAUAAUUUGACCAAUUUAUUUAAAAAAAUCCACAUAAUAUUAGAUUAUUUGAGCAAAAGUCUGCUUUGUCUUGGUAACUAAGAUCAAAAGAACACAGUUUCUAGUUCAUAGCAUGCCAACAACUCUUAAAUUAUAUGUGGUCCUUCAGCAGACUUCCAUGGCUCACAGGAAAUCUUGCUUCCAUGAACCUUUAAAAUCUAAGUCUAGUCUACUCCCCAUGUUUGCUUUCUCGGCGCGAAUAAUUAACGUAGGGUAACCUUGAAAGUAAAAUUUGUCAUGGUCUAAUUUCCUCUUUAUCACCUAGAGUGCAAUUACGUAUUUAGACAUUUUUGUUUUGAUGCUAUCCUGAUCCACAGCAUGUGGAAAAACUCUGAGGUCAAAGUUUAAACUUAAACGUGAUGCUGUUAUUUAUAAACAAGUUCCAGUUCACAGUAACACAUUUUCAGCAAAGUCUAUCAACAAAAAUGUAUCUGUGAGCUGGUCAUCACCACUACUCCUUUAUUUAACCAACCACGUGUUGAAAAGUAUUAAACAGUUUCACCUUCUGACCAUAGGGGGUGCACUCGUUAAAGCCACUGAUGGCAGUGGCAAUGAGAUAUGUCAGCUACCAUUUGACGAACAAAAUUUUCAUUGCUGCUAUUAGUGUUGCCCUCCCUCUUACUGUCUCUUUGUGGAUAUCUGCCUCCUGAUUGGUGAAUAUGUCACUAAGCAAACAUGCUAGAUCAGUGAUAUUAGUAUGAAUUUAGAACUCUUUAUCUGGAGGAUUUCACUGACAACUUCAACAAUGGAAACACAGACAGAUGGAUUUUACAGAAUCUGCCAUAUUGGAUUAGUUUGCAUUAACUAUAUAAACAUAGACCAAGGAUCAUAACAACAUUCCUUGUCUGUGUUGGCCCCUGUUCAUAUUUUUGUUUCCCUUAUUUGUUUUUAAUAUAAUAAUAACUUUAUUAAAACAGCACCUUUUGGAGCAGUCUUUGCAUUUUCGUCACAAUGAGACAAAAAAUCAAGAAAAGCAAAGGAAGCAUAAAAAUACAUAAUGUAAAAUCUAAAAUGUCAAAUAAUAUAUUAUUAUUAAUAAUAAAUAGAGCAGUUGGGGUCCUCACACUGUGUGUGCUCUAACCUUAAUGAGGUCUUUAAUAUCCAUGCAUGUCUUCAUGGCUUCACGUCUCUGGUUGUAGCAGUGAAACGCGUUUACAUGACUGCUUAGUGAUGCUCAUAGAUUUAAAUUCAGAUCAGUUUGUUUUCUGAAAACAUAAAUAGAAAAAAAAAAUCCAAGUUCUUGGUUUAACAAAAUAGUAUAAUUUCAACAAACCUGAAGUAUUCAUAUUGUUGAUAAAGUGAGAAACCUUUCCUGGCAUUUCUGUGUCUGGUUCUCAUCAUGGAAGGAUGGAAGGAAAACAUUCAUUCUCAUUCACUUUUAAGUUUUAUUGCAUCCUAGCACUUAUCAUUUUAAGGACAUAAUCUACUUCUGAUAGCUGCCAUACGUCUGACGCACAACUCCUCCAAGGAGAUUCUCAGAUAUACAGAGAAUAUGUUUAAAAGCCAUAAAACAGGAAACAUACACAUAUAUAUUAUAUGUAUGUAAAUAUAGAUUAAUCCAAAAAAAAAAACUAACCAGCUAAGUUUCUUUUCCAAGACCAUGCUGUAAAAAAAUGCUGGUAUUUGUAGAAUGCGCACAACAUCAUUACGUAGAAGGAAGCAAAAAAAGAAAACCUGGAUUAUUUUAAAUGCACAUAGACCGUGUGCAUGUGUUUGGUUGAGGGGGGGUGUUGGAGUAUUUUAGAAGGACGCUCUGGUGUGUUCCUCUUGUUAGGCCAAGUUUCUAUAGUGCGGCAACUAAAGAGUGAGAGCAACAGGGAAGAGGAAGUGUUGGGUUUGUCAGAGGACGACACUAAUGUGAAACACUGUAAAAGUGACACCUGUAUUUUGUGAAUUGUAAAUAAACUCGCUAAGGCAGCUCCUCGCAGACGCAGGGUCUUCUCUUGGUGCUGGCUCUCCAAGUGCUGAGAGAAAAGUUA
Messenger RNA from Solea senegalensis (Senegalese sole), 3424 nucleotides. RefSeq names its product mitoferrin-2-like. The transcript has 4 exons. Gene Ontology annotation, cellular component: mitochondrial membrane. Gene Ontology annotation, molecular function: ferrous iron transmembrane transporter activity. Gene Ontology annotation, biological process: iron import into the mitochondrion. The coding region runs from base 138 to 1358 and encodes 406 amino acids. The record is from RefSeq and is a predicted model, not a curated record. NCBI's taxonomy places the organism in Eukaryota, Metazoa, Chordata, Actinopteri, Pleuronectiformes, Soleidae.